Messenger RNA from Labrus mixtus (cuckoo wrasse), 1102 nucleotides. RefSeq names its product succinate dehydrogenase complex assembly factor 2 (gene sdhaf2). Gene Ontology annotation, cellular component: mitochondrion. Gene Ontology annotation, biological process: protein-FAD linkage; tricarboxylic acid cycle; mitochondrial electron transport, succinate to ubiquinone. NCBI's taxonomy places the organism in Eukaryota, Metazoa, Chordata, Actinopteri, Labriformes, Labridae. The record is from RefSeq and is a predicted model, not a curated record. Bases 150 to 641 code for a protein of 163 amino acids. The transcript has 4 exons.
UUUUCUCGUUUGUUACGUGAAGCCGUGAAAGCCUGGUUGUGUAAUUUCAGUGUUUUGUGUUGGACAUUUAGGCGUCAGAGACAUUGCUACGGCAGAAGAAGAAGAAGGCCAUUCAGAGGUCUCUCUGCGUCAUAACGAAGAGGGUUGACAUGUUGUCUGCUGUUAUUGCAAAAAGACUGGUGACAGGUUUGUGCCAGGGAGCAUGGAGACCAGCAGUGACAGGGCUGGUAUCAUCUCGUAGUUACCGCGGAGAGGCACCAGAGGAUACCAGGGGUGACCUUAUUGAGAUCCCUUUGCCCCCUUGGGAGGAGAAGCCCGGUGAGCCCACUGACAUCAAGAGGCGCCGUCUACUGUACGAGAGUCGCAAGAGGGGCAUGUUGGAGAACUGCAUUUUACUCAGCCUUUUUGCAAAGCGAUACCUGAACACAAUGAGUGAGAGCCAGCUGCUACAAUACGACAGACUGAUCAAUGAACCGAGCAAUGACUGGGACAUUUACUACUGGGCAACAGAAGCUCAGCCCACCCCUGAGGUUUACCAGGGAGAGGUCAUGGAUAUGCUGAAGGAGUUCACAAAGAAUCGCGACCAGGAACAGAGGUUAGACGCACCCAACUUGGAGUACCUGGACAAGGAAAGUCAAUGAGGUCGAUGGACCUCUGGACCUUCUCAGAGGCUCAUUUUAGGUGGGACAAUGUGUGAAAUACAAGGGUCAUAACCCUCCAGGAAAAUCCUACAUACGACAUACUGUCUCCAAAACAGUCUCAGUCCAAUGUUUAAGGGAGAAGAAUCUGAGAAGCUAAGAGAAGACUGACCAACAUUAAUGCAACACAGUAUGAAGCUGUUCUGAAUAUUUUGCCUUCAUUGUAUUGUAAAUUUGUGAUUAAAGAAUGUAUUUAACUGCUCAGUUUGUGAGGUGCAAACUGAACAAGCCAACUUUGAAAAACAUACAAGCUAAUUAUCUGUGUGAAUACCAAAAACUGUAUCCACUCACUCCCACCCACUAAGCCAAGCUUGUUUAAUAUUCAUGGUUUUCUUCUGUUCUAUGAUUUUACUGUGCCUAUAUUACAUAUUGGGUUAUUUAAUAAAUCAUGGUGUGCACUGUUA